CAAUCCUGAGGAAUUAUCCAUCCACGACCCCGAUUUCUAUAAUGAGGUCUACGUUACCGAGAGUAAGCGGAGAACCAGCCACUACGAUGUCUUUUGCAAGGGGAUUGAUUUUGACGGUACGGUGAAUCUAUAUGUAAUUCUGAAAAAAAAGAAAUGUCGGCGGCAAGUUAAAAACUGAAAAAACAGGAUCGCAUCUCCUCACGGUCGAUCACAACCUCCACCGCAAACGACGAAAGCCUCUCGAGCCGUUUUUCUCGCGCAUGGGCGUGCAGAAACUCCAGCCCAUGCUUGCGCAGGUGGCCUGGAAGUUUGAGCAGCGGUUACGUGCGCUCGAGGGCCAGAGUGUUGUCAUUCGGUUGGAUCAUGCCUGCGCGGCGUUUUCGGGGGAUAUUAUUGCAAAGAUUUGUCUGGACAACGUGGGGGACGGGGAUCGUUUCCUGGAUCAUCCUGAGUUUGCCCCGGAUUGGUAUAACCUGAUCUAUACGCUGGUGCGGUCGAUUCCGUUGUUUACGGGGCUCCCUUGGAUUGUGCGGGUUGUGAGCUACGUUCCCGACUCGUUUCUACUGUGGGCAUUUCCGCGUGGUCAGGUCUUCAACGAAUUCAAAAGAGUCGCUCGAGAGAAUAUUGAUAGAAUAAUGAGCAACAAACCUGCGGCGGAGAAGGAAUCAACCGACACAUCGAGCUCUCUCUUCCACCAUGUUGCUAACAGCGACAUGCCCGAGUCGGAGCGGUCCCCAGAACGCCUUGCCAAAGAAGCGCAAACUCUCCUAGGUGGUGGAACAGCGAGUACGGCCAGGACCAUUGGAUUUGCAUCAUUCUACAUUCUCUCUUGCCCCGAGAUUCGCGCUCGAUUGCAAGCCGAGCUGAAAGAUACCAUGGCCGACUGGCCCGAACGCGUUCCAACCUGGGCAGAUCUCGAGAAACUUUCCUUCUUGCAGGCCAUUAUCAAGGAGUCUCUCCGCUUGAGCUACGGCGUUAUGCACCGUUUACCGCGCAUAUCGCCCGACGUGCCCAUCCAGUACAAAGAUUAUACCAUUCCUCCAGGAAUCCCUGUGGGAAUGUCAGCAUACCUUAUGCACUCUGACCCAGCCGUGUAUCCCGAGCCCGAUAGGUUUAUCCCAGAGCGUUGGUUGGGAGAAAUUGACCCAGCUAUGCAUCGAAAUUACGUACCGUUCUGUCGGGGAUCCAGGAAUUGCCUGGGAAUGAACCUAGCAAUGGCAGAAUUGAGCCUCAGCCUGGCUGUGCUCCACCGUCCGAACGGACCAAAACUCCAGCUCUUUGAAACCGAUGAAAGCGACGUGAAGCACGUGCAUGAUUUUCUGAUCCCCCUUCCCAAAAUCAACAGCAAAGGAGUCCGAGUUUUGAUUCAAUAAUCUAAAUAGACCCGCCCAUUUUAUAGCCAUGAUACAUAGGCCUCCUGCAAUAGAAAUGAAAAUCUAAACCAACCCG
This is a messenger RNA of Aspergillus ochraceoroseus IBT 24754, 1449 nucleotides long. RefSeq names its product cytochrome P450. The transcript has 7 exons. NCBI's taxonomy places the organism in Eukaryota, Fungi, Ascomycota, Eurotiomycetes, Eurotiales, Aspergillaceae. The record is from RefSeq and is a predicted model, not a curated record. Bases 261 to 1373 code for a protein of 370 amino acids. Gene Ontology annotation, molecular function: heme binding; monooxygenase activity; iron ion binding.